AUGGACCUGCCAUUCUGCACCGGAACCCUCAUCUCUGAUCGCCACGUUAUGACCGCAGCCCACUGUCCGGCGGACCUCGAAUUCGAACAACCGACUAAAAGCGAAAAGACGAUGCCUACCUGGAAGAAUACGAAUAUCUGGGUGGUAGUUGGGGCCAAAUGUGUUGCAAAGUCGGGAGUCUGUGAGGAGAGAAAUGCGCAGAGAACGGUUGUAAAGGUGAAAAAUAUCGUAAUCCCAAAAGAAGCGGUCUAUGGUACAAACUGGAGAAUGGGCGGAGACAUCGCAAUUCUCGAAUUAGAAACACCAUCCGCCACGAUCAGAUAUGCAUGUCUUCCACCCUGGAAAAAGGACUUGCCCUAUGAUACUUUAUAUGGACAUUGGGGUUGGGGAUACUUGACUGCUGAUGCCGGUAUCACCACCGACACCCUGAACUACAUCGAGAAAGUCGAACUUGUUGAUUGUGCCACGAAAAAGCAGCGCAAAUCGUUAGACAAGGACGUGUUGUGCGCCAGAUCGGAGAAAUAUACCCAAGGGAUUGAGGGGGGCGACUCGGGCUCGGGCUUUGAGCGACUAAUGCCAGACGGAAUGAAUUGGGUGGUCGGUGUGUCGGUCUUUACGCUAGAAAAGCUGGACGAGUCGUACAUGACAGACACGCGCCGCUACGCCAAGUGGAUUUGUGACCUUACGAAUUUGUGCUAUAUGCAAAAGACUCGU
Molecule: messenger RNA, 714 nt
Organism: Mesorhabditis spiculigera
Lineage: Eukaryota; Metazoa; Nematoda; Chromadorea; Rhabditida; Rhabditidae
Source: the annotation of a GenBank genome assembly